CAGGAAAGUGAAAAGCGAUCCAGACUAAGAAGAUUGCUGGAGAAGAUUAUGGACGGCUCCAAAAUCCUGAUCUUCUGCCAGACCAAACGAGCAGGGGAUGAGCUGACCCGUGAAAUGAGGACAGAUGGCUUCCCAGCUCUGUGUAUACACGGUGAGAAGCGACAAGAGGAGAGAGACUGGGUUAUGAAAGAGUUUAAAGAAGGCAAGUCGCCCAUCCUGGUGGCAACGGACUUGGCCUCCCGCGGUUUGGACGUCAAAGAUAUCAAGUGCGUGAUCAACUACGACUUCCCGAACCAGAUUGAGGACUACGUGCAUCGUGUCGGGCGAACUGGCAGAGCUGGAGCUUCAGGUUCUGCAUAUACCUUCUUUACCGCCGACAAAGCAAAACAUGCCAAGGAUCUCAUCGACGUGCUGAGGGAGGCCAACCAAUCUGUGCCAGAGGAGCUGGAGAGGAUCGCUUCUUCAGGCCAUAGACGGUGACGUUCAGAAUUCUCUAGACUGGAGGACGCUGCUUGAUGUGAGGGGCGCAUUCGAUGGUCCAGACUCAACAUAGAUGUACC
This is a messenger RNA of Cladocopium goreaui, 560 nucleotides long. The record is from the annotation of a GenBank genome assembly. Lineage: Eukaryota; Dinophyceae; Suessiales; Symbiodiniaceae.